Nerophis lumbriciformis (worm pipefish) is the source of this 1408-nucleotide messenger RNA. It is a transcript of the gene yjefn3, whose product is annotated as YjeF N-terminal domain containing 3. The record is from RefSeq and is a predicted model, not a curated record. NCBI's taxonomy places the organism in Eukaryota, Metazoa, Chordata, Actinopteri, Syngnathiformes, Syngnathidae. Gene Ontology annotation, molecular function: NAD(P)HX epimerase activity. Gene Ontology annotation, cellular component: mitochondrion.
CAUUGUUUGUUUCAUGCAAUGCCUCUGUUCUUUCUGCUCGUUCCAUGCCUUGACAACCAAGUCCUCCCUGCUGUCACGCCUGCUCUACAUUCCACAUCAAGGGAUGCACAAAUGUGUGUGAAUUGAAGGCAGGGUGGGUGUCUCAGCUCCCAGGAUGUUCGGAUGGCAGCCUGAGCCAAUCAGCCGGCGAGCAUCCCCCCUCUCCUGAUUCUUAAUUGGCCGCCUCUCCUCGCGAGUCCUGCUGAGAGCGACCGGCAGCCUCAAAGCAUCUCCAGACCAGGCGAAAACGUCAGGGGGGGGGUGUUCUUUUUCUUCCCUUUCGAGGCGCACCUCCAUCCUUUUCUCCUCUUUGACCUGCCCGGGUGACAAACAGAUGGACAAGAUGAACCACAGCUCGGCCGAGGCGGAGGCUGAAACUAUAGAACCGCUGCGUUACCUCAGUAAAGACGAGGCCAGCGCCAUCGAGGCGGAACUCCUGAGAGAUUACAAGUUUGGACAACAGCAGCUGAUUGAGAUUUGGGGACACGCCUGUGCACUCGCCAUCUCCAAGGCUUACCCGCUCAACUCUUUAGCCAAGAAGCAGCCGACAGUGCUGGUGAUCUGCGGCCCAGAGCAAAACGGCUCCAUCGGUCUAGUGUGUGCAAGACACCUGCGCAUUUUUGAAUAUGAGCCCACCAUCUACCACCCAAAGCGCUCCUCUCACAGUCUGCACCAAGACUUCACUGUUCAAUGCGAGAAGAUGGACAUCCCUUUCCUCUCCUACCUCCCCACAGAGGUCCAGCUCAUAAAUGACGCCUACAACCUGGUGAUUGACGCCAUGCUGGGCCCCCAGGAUGACUCCAUCAACAUUAGAGAGCCCUACUCUGGGAUUCUGGUCACCCUCAAGCAGGUUAAGAUCCCUAUAGCCAGUGUGGACAUGCCCUCGGGUUGGGACGUUGAGGAGGCAAGUCAGGAUGGGAUAAGCCCAGAAGUGCUUAUCUCGCUGACAGCACCGAAGAAGUGCGCCGUGAGUUUUUCAGGGAAGCAUUUCUUGGCCGGUCGCUUCCUGCCUUACGACAUCCAGAAAAAGUACGACCUCAACCUUCCCGAGUACCCGGGCACAGACUCUCUCAUCGAACUGUAAUGCAUAGGGAAACAUUUUUGGGAGAAAGUCCAGCUAGUUCAUUCUCAUUGUUUUGCAUCUUUACAGAUGAGAAUGUUGUUUGUGUGUUUGGGGCAUGAAGCCACAUUUGCUGUUCAGGGACAGGAGGGGGAUUUGCAGUAGAACAUUGUUACCUGACGUCUUUUUAGGGGGUGUUUCUGUGUCCGUCUCCGCGUAAGAACUGUAGCAAUAUACUUUAUGUUUGAUACUGAAGUGGGCUAUUGUUCUUUGUUUGUUUGAAAUAUAUUGAUUGAUAUAUUGGCAUUA